AUGCAGAUCUUUGUAAAAACGCUCACUGGUAAAAGUAUUACUCUCGAAGUUGAAACUUCGGAUACUAUUGAAAAUGUGAAACUCAAAGUUCAAGAUAAAGAAGGUAUUCCAGUUGAUCAACAACGUCUUAUUUUUGCUGGCAAACAACUCGAAAAUGGUCGUACACUCAGUGACUAUAAUGUACAAAAAGAAAGUACUCUUCAUUUAGUAUUACGUCUUCGAGGUGGUAUGCAAAUCUUUAUCAAAACUUUAACUGGCAAAGUUAUUACGCUUGAAGUUGAAGCAAACGAAUCUAUUGAGAAUGUGAAACUCAAAAUUCAAGAUAAAGAAGGUAUUCCAGUUGAUCAACAACGCGCUAUCUUUGCUGGCAAACAACUUGAAGACGGUCGAACACUCAGCGACUACAAUAUUCAAAAAGAAUCGACACUUCACCUUGUUCUUCGUUUACGAGGAUGUGGAAGAAGAUUAGGAUUUGCUGUUGGUGGUGCAAAAGAUGUGAAUAAUUUUCGUGAAAAUAUUCAAAAUAAUUAUUUACCAAUCAUAACAGAUUUAUCCUAUGAAGGUCUUUUUAAUGAUUAUUUUUUUGAUACUGGAAAUGAACAACAACAACAACAACAACAAGAUAAUCAAAAUCUAUUUUGUCCGUCUUAUUCAAUAGCUAUCACAAAAAAUCCUCUACAACAAUCUGAUGAAUAUUAUAUGACUGUAGGUUUGAAUUCAAAUUUAACUGAAGAUACAUUUAAACGAAAUCCAAUGAAUCUUCUCAUCUGUGUUGAUGUAAGUGGAUCGAUGUCGUCACCAUUCAAUCGUUAUCAUUAUGAUAAACAUCAUUCAAACACAACUAAUAAUGAUGAUACUGAAUUUGAUACUCGCUCAAAAAUGUUAAUUACUAUUGAAGUUAUUUCUAAAGUAUUAGAUUAUUUGAAGCCUAAUGAUCAACUCGCUAUUAUUACAUUUGAGAGUAAAACAUCGGUCAUUCAAACAAUGACAGAAGUAGCAGAGAUCGAUAUAAGAAAAUUGAAAGAUCAAUUUUUAAAAAUUCGAGCUGAUGGUGGAACAAAUAUGAGUGCAGCUCUUGAUUGUUGUGCAUCACUUUUUGAAGAUGCUUCUUUAAUAAUCAAUAAUGAAUAUGAUAAUCGAAUUUUAUUUCUAACUGAUGCACAACCCAAUGAAGGUUCUCUACAAGAAAAUACUUUUUCUUCACGUAUUGAACAAUUAUCAAAACAUCGUAUUUAUACAACAUUUUUCGGUGUUGGAAUUGAUCUUAAUACUCAAUUAAUAUCUUCCAUAACAAAACAUCGAGGUGCAAAUUAUUUUUCUGUACAUGAUUCAAAGAAAUUCCUCCAACUUUUGGAUAAAGAUUUUGAUCUUAUUUUAACAACAUUAGUAUUCAAUGUGAAAAUGAAACUUGAAUCUGAUUUAUUCGAUGUUGAACAAGUUUAUGGUUCACCUGAAUGGAAUCAAGAUAAACAUGAUGAAUUAAUUACUAUUAAUACAUUAUUUCCAUCACGAACAGAUGAUAAAGAUUGUACACGUGGUGGGAUUGUCUUAUUAAAAUUAAAACCAAAAAAAUCAUUGCUUGAUUUAUUAAAUACUAAAAUGUGCUUCUCAGUAACUUAUGAAGAUCGUCUUGGUCAUACACAUGAAAAUAAACAAUCCAUUGAUAUUCAUAUGAAUAAUAAGAUUCAUUAUGCUAAUUCUGGUAUACAAAAAGCUAUUGUUCUUGUUAAUUAUGUGACAUUAUUGAAAACAUGGAUUAAUCAUGAACGUGAACAGAAAUAUAAUAAAAGAAAAAUUUUCUUUGAUUUAAACGAACGAAAUGUUGAGAAAUUAAGUGAUUGGGAACGACAAUCGACACCAUUAAUUGUUUCAAAUCAAUUUCGAGAACAAUUCAAAACAUUUCGAAACUAUUUUCAAUCAGAAAUAACUGAACUCAAUGAUAAAGAUUUGGAACAAGAAAUGAAAAUCUUGAAUAAAUUAAUCGAUUACGAAAAUUAA
Messenger RNA from Adineta steineri, 1998 nucleotides. Lineage: Eukaryota; Metazoa; Rotifera; Eurotatoria; Adinetida; Adinetidae. The record is from the annotation of a GenBank genome assembly.